This is a messenger RNA of Rubroshorea leprosula, 618 nucleotides long. Lineage: Eukaryota; Viridiplantae; Streptophyta; Magnoliopsida; Malvales; Dipterocarpaceae. The record is from the annotation of a GenBank genome assembly.
UCAUCAGUUCAAGUUCUCGAACUCUUACAAUCUUAUCAAAGCAUUUUAGCCGACAGCAAAUGGCAAAGAUCUUUGAGAAGUUUGUUGAGAAAAAUGACAUUGAUAAUAAAUUGAGGAUUCCUAGUAAUUCCAAUUUGGAAGCACUUCCACCUUGCAGGCCUGGUCAGGAAGCAAAGUUGAAGGUUGAAGAUGAGGAUGGGAAAAUAUGGGAAUUUACCUACACCAUUCGGACUGAAAACAGGGCAUUCUUCACCAAAGGUUGGCUGCAAUUUGCAGCUAGCAAAGGCAUUGAAGUUGGCAACAUGGUCACCCUUUUCAAAAAUGAUGACCAACACCACUUCUCUGGCUGUGGUGCUGAUCAGUACAAAAUUACAGUGAAAACUUAAGAGAAGGGAUCAUUAGUUGGCCAAUAUUCUGUCCUUGUAAGUCUUUCCUUACUGUCCUUUUUAGUAUAAUGUAAGAUAAUGUCUUAGGUUGUGAUGAGACCCUGCUCCUUGUGUUCUGUUUUUGUGAAAACUGCCGGUUUUUUUAUGUGGUCGAAGAUGAUGUUUUUAUAUGUAAGGUUCCCUUUCUUGCAAUCCAAAUUGCUCUGCAGUGUAAAAAAGGGAUUUUUCUUUG